CUGCAGAGCCGCCGCCAGCAGCUGGAGCAGCAGGCUGGUCUGGGGAGGCAGCAGCCUCCUCCAGCUCAGGGCAGACGUCGGCAUGGCCCUCCUGACACACCUGCUGGUCUGCACCUUCGGGAUGGGCUCCUGGGUGGCCAUCAACGGGCUCUGGGUAGAGCUGCCCCUGCUGGUGAUGGAGCUGCCCGAGGGCUGGUUCCUGCCCUCCUACCUGACGCUGGUCAUCCAGCUGGCCAACAUCGGCCCCCUCCUGGUCACCCUGCUCCAUCGCUUCCGGCCCGGCUGCCUUUCCGACGUGCCUGUCAUUUUCACCUUGCUGGGUGUGGGCACCGUCACCUGCCUCCUCUUCGCCUUCCUCUGGAAUGUCACCUCCUUGCUGCAGGGCAAGAGCUACAGUAUCAUCUUCCUCGUCCUCACCUUAUUCCUGGCCCUGGUGGACUGCACCUCCUCCGUCACCUUCCUGCCCUUCAUGAGCCGGCUGCCCACCCGCUAUGUCACCACCUUCUUUGUGGGUGAAGGACUCAGCGGGCUCCUGCCUGCCCUGCUGGCCCUUGCCCAGGGCUCGGGUCUCACCACCUGCUCCAACGUCACUGACUCAUCUGGCACCACCCCGCACCCUGUGACCACCAGGGGGACCAACACCACACAGGGAGAUAACAGCAUUUUGAUGUCCACCCUCCCCGGGACAGCACCCUCCGUGGCCCAACUGGAAACCCGCUACCUCCCCGCCCACUUCUCACCUUUGGUCUACUUCCUCCUGCUCUCCUUCAUGAUGGCCUGCUGCCUCAUCGCGUUCUUUUUCCUCCAGCGUCAACCCAGGCCCUGGAAAUCCUCCACAGAGGACCUCCUCUCCUCCCAGGUCAUCCUCCACUCCAUCCGGCUGCGGGAAGAGCAGGAGCCAGGCCCCCCAGGCCUGGCCGACAGCAGCAGGGGCCAGGGGCAUCUGGAGGAGAAAACGGCCCCCCUCCACCUGGCGCACCUGGCCUUCAUCUACAUCCUGGUGGCCUUUGUGAACGCGCUCACCAACGGCGUACUACCCUCCGUGCAGACCUACUCCUGCCUGUCCUACGGGCCCGUUGCCUACCACCUGUCGGCCACUCUCAGCUCCAUGGCCAACCCCCUCGCCUGCUUCCUCUCCAUGUUCCUGCCUAACAGGUCUCUGCUAUUCCUGGGGGUCCUCUCAGUGCUCGGGACUGGAUUUGGGGCCUACAACAUGGCCAUGGCCGUGAUGAGCCCCUGCCCCCUCUUGUGGGACCACUGGGGUGGAGAAGUCCUCAUCGUGGCCUCGUGGGUGCUGUUCGCCGGCUGCUUGAGCUACGUGAAGGUGAUGCUGGGCACGAUCCUGCGCGACCGCAGCCGCAGCGCUCUCCUGUGGUGCGGGGCGGCGGUGCAGCUGGGCUCGCUGCUCGGCGCGCUGCUCAUGUUUCCGCUGGUCAACGUGCUGAGGCUCUUCUCGUCGGGGGACUCCUGCAGCCUGGAGUGCUCCACCUAGGCCAGCGGCAGGGCCGUGGUGCCUCCCAGGGCCCUGCCCCGCCCCGAGUCCGAACCCCGGAGACUGGGAUCCAGAGAGGCAAGGCGCGUGCUCAAGGUCACAGGGCAAGCGGUGGGGAUCAGGCAGGCAGAGCCUGAGUACUAGAAUCAUCCACACAGACUCCCCGUAGGAACGGCUCGGGAUGCCACAGGCCUCCCACGGGACCCUGAAAUGCAAAGCACAGCCCUGCCCCAACUCUGUGGCACAGCGCCUGGGGUUCCACCAUUUCAGAACUUUCCUCCACUCUUGAGAGAACCCUGACUUGCAGGAGACAGCUGGAGGCAGGCUCAAGGGUGUUAGAAGGCGACGGCUGGGAGGGUGAACUGGCCCUUACAAGCUGUGUGACCUUGGAGAAGUCACUUGAUUUCUCUGUGCCUCUGUUUCCUCAUUCAUGAAACAGGUUUUAAUAAAUAGCACCUACCUCAUAGGUUUAGCACAGGGCAAAAGGGAGAAGCGCCCAGCAUGUAGCCAGCCCUCCUGGGCCUUUUCCUGAUGGCCCCUCCCCACCAACAGUUAUAACAAAAGUGCUGAUCAGCACAGCCCAGAAGUGGCGGAGGGGUUGAGCGAUGACCUUCGCCCCAUGUCCCUUUUCCACUGUCCUCACGGGGGAGCUUCUAGAGGACAGAUGGCUAAUGGUGGAACCUGGGCAUCUUGGCCUCCCGAUUCCCAGUUCGGAGGGACACUGUACCCAGACACCCCUUCCCGCCGCUUCUCCUGGCUCUUGAAGACCUGCUCCUUGCAGAGUAAGUGACCUCCUGGGAAGCAGAGAGAGAUGACUGGGGGAGGGGCCACACCAAGCCUCUGAAAGUGGGUCCCCUCCCCCCUCGCCAAGGCUGAGAACUGGAUUCUGCGGACCCUCCCUUCAACUGGAGGGAGGAGGACGAGCUACAUGAUGGUUACUUUGUUUUCACUUUUUUUAAAUAAACAUUCCUUGCU
Equus quagga is the source of this 2467-nucleotide messenger RNA. It is a transcript of the gene SLC52A3, whose product is annotated as solute carrier family 52 member 3. The transcript has 5 exons. Gene Ontology annotation, cellular component: plasma membrane. Bases 83 to 1492 code for a protein of 469 amino acids. Gene Ontology annotation, molecular function: riboflavin transmembrane transporter activity. NCBI's taxonomy places the organism in Eukaryota, Metazoa, Chordata, Mammalia, Perissodactyla, Equidae. Gene Ontology annotation, biological process: riboflavin transport. The record is from RefSeq and is a predicted model, not a curated record.